AUGUUUUUGUUUUUCUUAUCUUCUGCAAACUGUGGACGCUCACCAACUUGUGAAGCCCCACUAACAUUUGCAGAACCUAUUAACAAUGCAAAAUUGCUUCAAAUACAGUUAUUACUUCGUCACGGAGAAAGAACUCCAGGAGGAAAUCAUUUUCCUGGUUUCGAUACAGGAGAAUGGCACUGUGAUGAAAAUUCCUCAAUAGCUCCAAGAUACCAUCCAGCCCCUGCUUGGCAUCCAAGAGAUUAUUACGAACAUUUCGAUUCAAGACUUAUGGCAUAUCCACCAUCUUGCAGGCCAGAAGACUUAACUACUUAUGGUAUGCAGCAGCAUUUUGAAUUAGGUAAAGCAGUAAAGGAACAUUAUUCAAAGAAUGAAGGUUUUAUGCCAGAAAAUGCUAAUCCAGAGACAACUUAUGCCCGUGCAACUGAACUAGACAGAACAGUCAAGUCUGCUGUCUCAUUCCUUCAAGGAAUGUACCCUCCAACUUCUCCAAAUGAAGUUGUUCCUUUAAUUACCGAUACUCCUGAAGCAGGCAUCCUCCAUCCCGAUGAUGAAUGGUGCAAGGAGCUCCAAGGCAUGGAAGAGGAAUUUUUCGCCCAACAAUUCGUUCAAGAUUACUACAAGAACUUUUCCGCAAAAUACAAGAAGCUUUUCGUUGAUCACAGAAUGAAAUUCAACCUCAAGCAAGUCAAGAAGUACUCCUCGUUCAUCAGUUUGGCUUCUUGCAGUGAACAUAACCUUCCAGAUUGGAUUACAGACGAAUUGAUUGAUGAUUGCAAGAAAUACCUCUCAUUCUAUAACUACAACAAGAACAACAUGGACAAAUACCGUGGUGUUGGUGCUGCUCCUCUUUUCAGAGAAAUGUUCAGAAUUGCUGACCAAAGAGUUUCAUUACAGAACAAAUACAAGAUUGUUUUGCUCUCUUCUCAUGAUGGCGCACUCCUCGCUGUACUUUCUACCUUCAAAUUCACUGAAUUAUACGGUCCAACAGUCAGAUCUCACUUAAUCCUCGAACUUUGGGACAGAAAUGGUCAGAUCUGGGCCAGAUUUGUCUUCAACGGAAAGCCACUUGUAAUUGACUUCGUUAAACAAGAGGCAGACACAGGUUUGUUCUUAUAUAGCAACUUCAAGAUUCAGAUGGCAAGACUUGGCUAUAUCAAUCAUUGUUAUGUACCUGAGUGGGAAAAAUAA
Trichomonas vaginalis G3 is the source of this 1191-nucleotide messenger RNA. RefSeq names its product histidine acid phosphatase. Gene Ontology annotation, molecular function: phosphatase activity. The transcript has a single exon. Lineage: Eukaryota; Parabasalia; Trichomonadida; Trichomonadidae. Bases 1 to 1191 code for a protein of 396 amino acids. The record is from RefSeq and is a predicted model, not a curated record. Gene Ontology annotation, biological process: dephosphorylation.